Molecule: messenger RNA, 2855 nt
Organism: Myxocyprinus asiaticus (Chinese sucker)
Lineage: Eukaryota; Metazoa; Chordata; Actinopteri; Cypriniformes; Catostomidae
Product: lysosome-associated membrane glycoprotein 2-like
Exons: 6
Coding region: 8-1219 (403 amino acids)
Biological process (GO): autophagosome maturation; cellular response to starvation; protein targeting to lysosome involved in chaperone-mediated autophagy
Cellular component (GO): autophagosome membrane
Source: RefSeq, a predicted model, not a curated record
GACUUAUAUGAGCGCAGAUUUGAGGUUGUUCUCACAGUGCUGCUGCCUAACCGGGUCUGUCAAACUCGGUCACGGCGUCAUUUGCUGUCUUCCUGCUCAGAGAAACCAUCCACUCGUCGCCAUGGCUCUCCGCGGUUGUCUGACCCUGUUCUUGAUUCUGCUGAGUGGUAUCGUGUAUGCUAAGAAAAUGACAACACCACCAUUUGCAACGGAAGAACCCAGUACUAGCAAAAUCCCCUUUGUCACAGAGGAGCCCAGCACUAGCGAAAUCCCACUAGUCACACAGAUUCCCAUGACUGAUUUUCCAAUUAACACUCAUGCCAGUACAACAACAGCUACUCCAACUACCAGUCUUGCCCUUGUAACUACACCAGUUCCAGCUACUACCCACCACAGUACAACCAAUGCUACCACAGAAGUGCCAACUACAUCUGACCACACUACAGCCAAUGCUACCACAGAAGCGCCAACUACCACCCAUCACAAUACAACCAAUGCUACCACAGAAGCGCCAACUACAACUGACCACACUACAGCCAAUUCUACCACAGAAGCUCCAACUACUGAGCACACUAAUGCUACAACAGCCCCGACUCCUCCUCCAACCACUCCACCAGUUCCCAACCCAACUGUUGGAAACUACAGUAUCAGGCUUUAUGCCAAUUCCUCAGCAUGCCUUUUGGCAAAGAUGGGCCUCCAAUUCAGCUUCAAAACAAGUGUGAAUGCCAGCCUUCAGACUAUUAAUCUUGACCCUAAUGUAACCACGGCAAAUGGAACCUGUGGAAGUGGUGGCAAUAGCUCUACCCUUAUACUGAAGUCAGAGAAAACCACAGUUCAGUUUGUUUUCACAAAUGUUUCAGAAAAAUUCCACCUGCAUGCUUUGAUGCUCUCUAUUGAUUUUGGAAAUGGAAGCUUUUUCAACGAAUCCAAUACUAAUCUGACUCUGUGGGAAGCAUCUGUUGGCAGCUCCUACAUGUGCAAAAAAGAGCAGAGUUACAACAUCUCAGACAAGCUUACCAUCAACACAUUUGAGCUACAAGUGCAGCCUUUUGCAGUCCAGAAAGACUCGUUUAGCACAGCCCAUGAAUGUUCAAUGGAUGACACCAGUCUCUUAAUCCCAAUCAUUGUUGGUGCUGCUCUGGCUGGUUUGAUUUUCAUUGUUGUGAUUGCAUACGUGAUUGGUCGACGAAGGACCUAUGUUGGAUAUCAGACUCUGUAAUGCACCAAAAUCACAAUCAAAUCAUUAAGUGUUUCAAGGGACACUAAGCCUGUUCCUGGACCAUUGCAAAUAUUAUGGGUAUUUGUGCAAUCUCAAUUGGCAACUGAAUUGUGGCCACGAGUUUAAAAAUAAAUAAAAAAUAAAAAAAUUGUCCUGAUGUGGUCAAUAAAUCCAGCAGCCCUUAAACUGCAACAAAAUCUGAAGAUACAGUGGCAUUCCAGGUCCAGGGCUCCCUUUUGUAAAUUAGUUUUGUAUCCGUGCACACCCCUUAUUUGUUUUUGUUUUCAGUUUUGUGUUGAAGUGCAUGGUCUUUGUCUCUUUGCUUAGCCAUAAUUGUUAUCGGAGCUCUUGAAUGCAUCCUGUCAUCAGUCUUGUACUACUGUCUUAAUGACAUCAUGCAAGAACUUUUUUUUUUUUUUUUUUUUUUUUUUUAAAUAGACCAAAGGUCAUGGCCAAUUACAUUUCACAUUGCUCUGCAUCAGACCCUGCACUUGCUUUUUGUAGACAUUCCUUCAAUCUUUUUGUUUUUUGCCAUCAAGUAGCAGAGUUUCUUUUUCCAGUUUGUGCUCAUCAGAUAUCUUUCAUUGCUUGCAUCCACAGAAUGGGAAUCUGGUUAACUACUGGUCAAAACUACAGUAGUUUUAUAUUCACUUGUUUUGAAGCAUUAAGAUUAAAUAUUAAAAGCCAUUUCAGGAACAGGUUGUUACUCUGUACUUUAGUGACGGGACAGAGAUUGGCAACCUCGCUUUUAUAGAAAUCGGGUGGCUUUGCAUUAUGUUAGCAGUCCUAUUUUCAGAGCAGCUGUGUGGGGAAAUUGCUACAUUGAAAAACCAUCUAAACAUGCUGGACAAAGCCAAGUGACAGCUCUUUAAACAAUUGAAAUUCUAGAACAGGAAAAUUAAUGCUUGUCACGAAGUUUAAACAUUCACAAGCAUGUGGACCGGUGUAUUAAAGUGCAAUGGCUGGUGUUUUUAACUGGCAAUAAAGCAAAUAAAUGCUUUCUAGUAUUUAAAUCAUACUGUUACUAAAUAUUGAGUAUGUUUGGUAACUAAUUAAAAGGGAUGACUACAGAUUAAGAAUGCAUCAGCCUUUUGUAUCAGUUACUCUUCACAACUUACAAAUAACUACUUUAGUUUAAAUGAUACAUGCUGCUUAUUGCAAACUGUGAAUUGUAUUUGCUACAGGAGGCAUUUUGCAUCUCUUUGAACCCUCUGUAGAGUGGUAGUGGCUGUGGAUGAUUUUGAAUGCAUGUGUGGGGUUUUUUGUUACAUUUGUGUGUGUUGUGGGGGGUUAUGGUUAUUGCCUGAUUGGUGUGUGGUGUGUUUUUUUUUUUUUUUCUGCACUAUAACCAUGACACUUUAAUUCAAGACUGGUCACUCAUUUGUGCCUUGCUUAUUGAAGUUACUUUGCUUGCCAUCCAAUCAGUUACAUAACUUGUUCAAUAAAGUUGGAUUUAUUAUUGAUUUUCCUAAGGCUGCACUUUUGACGUCUUCUGCUUUCAGACUAUUUGUUAAAAGGGAUUUCUUAUUUGUCUGCCCUAAACUUGUUUAAUGCAAUUUGUUUUGCAAUUGAAGUGACUGCUUUGUCAACAUUUUAAUGGGCUUUUAGCUGCAAUAAAUGGAGAAAGAGAACUGUA